GUCAACAAAAUCACCGAGGUCAGCCAAGCCAACGCCGCCUUCGCCGAGGAUGGGCGCGAAGGCCUGGUGUUUGUGUUCGCCGGCGCGACGGGCGGCAUCGGCGCGGCGACGCUCGAGAAGCUGGCGGCCAUGGUGCGGUCCGCGACAUUCCACGUCGCCGGCCGCUCUGCAUCCCGCUUCGCCAGCCGGCGCGCGCGGCUCGAGGACCUCAACCCGAAGCUGGCCGUCAAGUUCUUCGAGUGCGACGUCUCGCUGCUCGCCGGCGUCGACGCCUUCGCCCGCGCCGUCGUCGCCGCCGAGUCAAAGGUCGACUACCUCUUCAUGAGCCAGGGCAAGCUGCCGUUCGCUGGCGCCCACUGCAAACCUGGAACAAAAGACACGUCCGAGGCCCUCGAAGCGGCCUUUGCGCUGUCGUACUUCUCGCGCAUGCGCCUCACGUCGGCGCUGCUGCCGCUGCUGCAGCGCGCCCCGCAGCCGCGCGUACUCUGCGUGCUCAACGGCGGCCACGAGGAAGCGCUCGCCGAGGACGACCUGGCGCUGGCCAAGCCGGGCGCGUGGUCCGCGGGCGCGUCGAUCGCACACACGACGACACUGUCGACGCUGGCCCUCGACCUGCUCUCGGCGAAACACACCAACAUCACGUUCCUGCACGCGUACCCGGGGCUCGUGCGCACCGGCAUCGCCGCCGCCAUGGCCGCGCCGGAAAGCGCCGGCUGGCUGGGCCGCGCGCGGGCGGCCGUGCUGCGGGGCCUGUUUGGGUCGUUCCUGUGGCUGGUUGGGACUACGGCCGAGACUGCGGGCGAGCGCCAGGCGUACCACCUUACUGGCCUGCCGGUUGGUGGCGGCGAGCGGCAGCUGGGCCGCGUCGUGCUGGUCGAUGACAAGAGCGAGAUCGUCCACGGCACGCCUGUUCUGGCGCGGUACCGGGCUGAGGGCUGGCCCGAGAGGGUCUGGGAGUUUACCGUGGGCGUUUUUGAGAGCGUGGUUGCUUCUGCUUCGCCGUCU
This is a messenger RNA of Lasiosphaeria miniovina, 1005 nucleotides long. RefSeq lists its product as uncharacterized. The transcript has 2 exons. The record is from RefSeq and is a predicted model, not a curated record. NCBI's taxonomy places the organism in Eukaryota, Fungi, Ascomycota, Sordariomycetes, Sordariales, Lasiosphaeriaceae. The annotation marks the transcript as partial.